AUGGGCUUCGUAGUGCUUCCGGCCCUGGUACCGGACAUCAGUGCUGUGUACGACGUGUAUUUCGCAGCUUUCAAAGACAAUGCUGUCUCAAAAGCAUUGUUCCCAUCGGCUACGGCGUCUGAUAUGACGAAUCCGGAGUCCGAAUUCAGAAAAGCGCACACUGGUCACACGACGCAAUACUGGCCGACAGACUCCACACAGUACACGCUGAAAUGUGUCGAUAGCGAGACUGGAGAAAUCGUUGGUAUGGCUUUGUGGGAAAUUUACCUCACAACAAGUAAGUGGAGGAGAGGAAAAAUCUCAUGGUUGAGCGGCGAAGAGCGCGAGCGCGCCGAAGCACUAAUUUCUCCGCUUUGGAACGCAAGGGAGAAGUUGUGGCUUGAUCAAAAGUACAUAUACUGUCACGCUAUCGCUGUUCAUCCCGACUACCAGCGUAAAGGCAUCGGCAAACUGCUGAUGGAGUUUGGCAUCGGCGUUGCACAGCAGGUAGAGCUUCCCAUCUACAUCGAGAGCUCUGAAGAAGGAGUUAGGUUAUACGAGAAAUUGGGUUGCCAGCGGGUGAGACAGCCGAAGUCAGGAGAAGUGCCGAAUGCAGGACAGAGUGUAAAUGGUGGCCAAGAGCAUGGGUUGUCACUUUUUGUAUGGGUACCGAAAGGAAGCAGAGAUUACCGAAAGCCGUAG
Parastagonospora nodorum SN15 is the source of this 681-nucleotide messenger RNA. RefSeq lists its product as hypothetical. Gene Ontology annotation, molecular function: acyltransferase activity, transferring groups other than amino-acyl groups. NCBI's taxonomy places the organism in Eukaryota, Fungi, Ascomycota, Dothideomycetes, Pleosporales, Phaeosphaeriaceae. The transcript has 2 exons. The record is from RefSeq and is a predicted model, not a curated record. Bases 1 to 681 code for a protein of 226 amino acids.